This is a messenger RNA of Schistosoma intercalatum, 711 nucleotides long. NCBI's taxonomy places the organism in Eukaryota, Metazoa, Platyhelminthes, Trematoda, Strigeidida, Schistosomatidae. The record is from the annotation of a GenBank genome assembly.
AUGACUUUUCCGAAGGCUGUUUUCUUCGGAGAUUCUCUAACCCAGUUUGGUUGGACUCAUGAAGGUGGUUGGCUAUCAAUCCUGGCAUCAACUUUUGUCAGGAAGAUAGAUAUUGUUGGGAGAGGUUAUUCUGGUUAUAACACUCGUUUGUGCAAACCAUUACUUCCAAUCCUCUAUCCAAAUAAGGACUCACUAAAGGAUUGUAAAUUUUUCACUAUUUUUCUCGGAGCUAAUGAUGCAUGUGCCACUCCACAACAGCAUGUACCAGUUGAAGAAUACAAAAGUAAUCUAAGUUGGAUGAUUGAAUAUAUUCAUAAAUUGGACGUGCCUACGGAUCACAUUUCACUAAUCAGUUUACCUCCUAUUGAUGAGAAUAAAUGGGGUGCUAUUGAAAUAGCUAAAGGAAGGGCAAUUACACGAAGACUAGAUACUUGUGCGACCUAUGCAGUUGCAUGUCAAGAGGUUGCCAACGUCAAUGAAGUUAGUUUUGUGAAUUUAUAUGAAGCUAUGUUAAUGCAAAAGAAUUGGGAGUCUUUUCUUUCAGACGGUUUACACUUUUCCAGAAAAGGAUCUGAGUUUUUGGCAAGGAUCUUAGAAAACUUACUUACGGAUAAAUUAGGUGACUUAAAGUGGUGGUUUCCAGAUUGGAAAGUUAUAAACCCGAACGAUCCAGCGGAGUUUAUCAGUCACUAUCUUCAGUCCCAAAUGUGA